Bipolaris sorokiniana ND90Pr is the source of this 648-nucleotide messenger RNA. RefSeq lists its product as uncharacterized. The record is from RefSeq and is a predicted model, not a curated record. The transcript is spliced from 2 exons. The annotation marks the transcript as partial. Lineage: Eukaryota; Fungi; Ascomycota; Dothideomycetes; Pleosporales; Pleosporaceae.
GCAUCUAACCAGGAUGACAGGCAAGAUGAGAACGGUACGGUGCGCCCUGAGGACGAGCUUGCUUUGCUGCCAUACAUGCCUCCACUUUUCGGCUGCGAACUUCCCCCGUGUGGUCUUAUGCCCCAAAUCGCAUACCAAAACGUUGUCCAGCGCCUCCGCAAGUGGUGGCUUCUGCGCGCAAAAGAAACCCCCACCGAGAUUUCCCUCACGUACAUCUGCGAGAAAGUUUUCGACGACCUUCUAGACGAAUCUGAGAAGUUGCCAUUCGGAAAAGCAAACAAUACCACGAGACGCACGCCCUGGCGACGCGAACAAGUCUUCAAGUUCGAGCCUUGUUGGGCGCACUACUUUGUUCUUGAGGCGAGGCAGAUGAAUGAAAGGAGCAGCACGACAGCAAUAAAGCAGGAGACCAGGGAUGCGCAUCCAGAAGCAGAAUAUGGCAUACCGAUGACGCUGGGUAUUCAUGUUAAGAACCCUGCGAAUAGGGAGCAUGUAUGCCAUUUGUGGAGGGAGUGGCACAAAAAGAAGAGGCGCCCUAUACCGACACUGAAUCUACAAGGAAGCGCUGCGGCAGUAGAAGAAGUAACGGGUAAUAUGCAGGAAGAUUUGAAGGGAAAUGGAGAGACAGAAAAUGACUGUAUUAUGUAG